CUUCAGCAGUGCAGCUGGGCUGCGAGGGGGGCGUGCCGCACGGAUCGUCUGCUCUUCAAUGGGCUUCUCCUUUAUGUUGUUUGAAACGCUUUUUAAAUGAAGUUUUAAAGCACGUCGGAAAAACUGCACUUGUUCCAACUAAAGCAAAGCAAAUUGUAUCUGGCGUUUUGGAAAAAUACAACGUUUUUCCAAUGAAUUGCACCAGGGUUCUCCAUAUCCUGAACCCAAGGCCAAUGCCAAGUCCAAUUAUGCCUGUGGAUGUGGCAAUGAGAAUCUGUCUGGCACACUCGCCGCCUCUUCACAGUUUCCUCAGUUCAUAUGAGGACUACAAGUCCAGGAUCCUGGUCAACCAGUCCAGACCUCUGAAAUCCUGCAUCAGCUCCAGGACAGAAGUGGACACCGCCAACUUAGAAUGGAAGAGUACCAAAACCAAGGCCAAAAAGAAAGUGUUUUUUGCCGAUUCCAAAGGCAUGUCAUUAACGGCGGUCCAUGUGUUCAAGGAAUUUGAGGAAGACGUAUUAGACCUGCAGUUUGAGUUAUCAGACCUAGAGAAUGCCAUUGUUGGCAUGAAGUUCGAGAAUGAUAAGAGUUUUGCUUUGGACUUCCCUCAGCCCGCUGCAGACUAUUUAGAAUUUAGAAAUCGUCUAAAGAAGAACCUGGUGUGUUUAGAAAACUGUAUAAUUCAAGAGCGUUUGCUCACAGGCACAGUGAAAGUUUCCAAUCUAAGUUUUGAGAAGGCCGUCACUGUGCGAAUAACAUUUGACUCGUGGAAAAGUUACACUGACAUUCCUUGCACUUUUAUGAAUAACGUUUAUGGUUGUGAAGACGUUGACACUUUCUCAUUUUCUAUUGACCUGCCAAGUUUUGUGCACCAGGAUGAGCAGGUAGAGUUCUGCAUAUCCUACAGAACUCAUGAAAUGACACACUGGGACAGUAAUGAUGGGAAGAAUUACAAGUUGGUACAUGCUGAGAAUGAGCACGGUCAGUACAACCAUGUUGUGCAGAAGACGACAUAUUUUAAGAAUCAAGCUAAACGGCCAGAAAUGGAGUUUGAUCAGUUUGGAAGCCCGAGGACAUCCAGUGGCUUUUUCCCCGAGUGGCAGAGCCAGGGCCAUAUCGGGAACAACACCCCCUACUGGUAAAACUUCAAGGCACCAAUGAACUGAUGUCAUUUUGGUUAAAGCACAUGAAAGUGGGCAAAUGAGGACCUGAUUCUUUUCAGAGCUGAUCUGAUUUUCUGCAUAUUUAAAAAAGUCAAACAAGUCAAUUUUUUUAUGAUAUUAACAAAACAAAGGGCCUUUUUAGCCAUGAAAUUAUUUUUUAUGCUUCCGGAGAUACACGCUUAGAUGUAGCGCUCUAAAAGAAUGCAAAAUUUUAGACUAACUAUGAUAACACUAAAUGAUGGCAAUUAUUGAAAUGAAAAAAUAAUUUUAUUUUGUAGCACUUUAUACUAUUUUCUAGAUUGCGGUAAACCAGUUUUCGGAACAUAGAUGCCUUCCUAUGUGAUUUUAUUUUAUUUUUAGUUUAACUGUAAUAUAGUGGAAUCAUUUUUAAUAUUAACAAACAUCCUUGUUUAAAGUAAAACAACUAGUGCUUGCACCCCUUUUUUUAUUCACUGUACUAUUUUGAUAUCUUGAAGGAUACUAAUUUUGAUGAAAAGCAUCAGUUUUACUUCUGAAGACACUGAAUUUUGGGAAUACUGCUUGAGAAAUGUGACCGGUUGCAGAAGAUUACAUUUUACAAUCUGUGAAACAAUAAAUGCAGUGCUGGUAUCUCUAAUUCUUAAGGAUGACUUAAAUUAUUAAAAUUAUUAAAAUUUAAGUCAUCCUUAAGAAUAAGAGAAACCAGCACUGCAUUUGUUUUUUCACAGAUUGUAAAAUGUAAUCUUCUGGUAUGAUAUGAGAUUGCUUCAUAUUGAAGUUGUGUAUCUCAUUUCAUACUACCACUUCAUUGAUCACUUUCUUACAAGUGCAGUAAGCAUGAUGCACUAUAAGGAAGUCUGUGAGAAAUAAUAAUGCCCGUUAAGUGCAAAAUUCCUGAACUUCCAUAUUUUCCUAUGUCUGUUCUGCUUUUUAAAAGCUGCACUCUCAGUGUCUUUUCCUACAACAUAUUGCUGCUAUGGGUUUGUGAGUGCCUGUGUUUUUUGCUUCGUGGUUUAUGACGUGUGUGGAGAUUUUCAGUGUGAUCGGACUAUAAACAAUGAGUGACUUUGGAUAUAGCUUGGGAAUUAAUGGUAGGUGAGGAAAUGUGGCAGAGAAAUAUAAUAUAAAACAAGAUUGUUUGUCGCCUUUUUUCAUGCUUUUUGUGCUGCAAAAGCAAAGCAGGUUGAGGUUGAUAGAUGAAAGUGAUUGUGAACUGUGAUGAACUUUGCUAGCUGCUGUAAUUGUUAAGAGAGUUAAUGUAGGUUGAAUGUAAAAAUGGUUCUCACAAACAUGGUGUACACCUAAAUAUUAUUUCCUACUGCACAGAGAGUUGUUUGUUCAGAAGCAAGCUGUACUGUACUCUGUUUCUUUUAGAAAUAAAACCUAAUGUUUCUUAAAGAGC
Messenger RNA from Triplophysa dalaica, 2544 nucleotides. RefSeq names its product protein phosphatase 1, regulatory subunit 3Cb (gene ppp1r3cb). The transcript is spliced from 2 exons. The coding region runs from base 192 to 1142 and encodes 316 amino acids. Gene Ontology annotation, cellular component: protein phosphatase type 1 complex. Gene Ontology annotation, biological process: regulation of glycogen biosynthetic process. Gene Ontology annotation, molecular function: glycogen binding; protein phosphatase 1 binding. NCBI's taxonomy places the organism in Eukaryota, Metazoa, Chordata, Actinopteri, Cypriniformes, Nemacheilidae. The record is from RefSeq and is a predicted model, not a curated record.